AUGUUUGAAUGCCUGGGGCUGAAGCUGGGAGAUGGCGGCAGGGUCUGUGUCUGUGAGAGAACAAACCUGCUCUUUAUCGAAUUUAACACAGUCUCUUGUUCCAGCCGGAGUACCAUGGAAGCAGGGCCGUGGACUGGAAAGAGCUACAGUGCCCCCUGGAUGUACCACAGGGUUGCUGGGCAGUACACGCUCUUCGAGAAGCAGGUGGUGUCGGAUGUUUCUCCCGGCCCGCGCCGCCCCGGCCCCCGCGCCCUGCAGGACUCGACCAACUGGCGGGACGGCCGGCCUCCGCCUCCCGGGGCUCCCCCGAGGCAGGCAAGGCCCUGCUUUUCAGGGCAAGAGUGCAAGAGGGCCGCGGCUUCUCCCAAGCCCCACAGGCAACGGCGCCCCACGGACGACGGCUCCAGGGCGGCGUGCACGGGGCAGCUGGCCCGGGGGGCUGCGCACACGCCGGAGGCGGCGGCGGCGGCCGGAGAGCGAGCUGCGGCAGCCGGCCGCCGGGGCCCCCCGGGAGCGCCCUGCCAGCCCCGGGGCCAACUCCAGCUCCAGCCGCAGGCCCGGCCCCCGCCCAGCUACGAGGCCCACAUGCGGCUGCGGGCCGGCCAGAGCCCCCGGCACGGGACCCGCCCGCGCCCGCCGCCCUACCUCGCCCCCCCGCCCUACGAGGCGGCCCAUCGCACCGCGCGCCCCCGGCCACGUGCGCGCAGGGCCGCCGGCGGGGAAAGGCCGGCGGGGCCCGGCGAGGCCUGGGGGCCUCCGACGCCCCGCUCCGGCCGCCAGGGGCCACCGGGCCAGGCCGCGGCGCCCGGCCGCUGGAGCCACCCGGCGGGGGCCAGCACCUGGGGCGGGCGGAGGCGGCGGGCGGAGCGCGGCGAGCCCCCCGGCAGGCCCUGCAGCCCCCCGCCCCGCAGCCACACCCUGCCUCGGGCCGCCAGGCGGACCCCCGACGGCUCCGUUCCCCGCCACGCCCUCCCCGCCAGGGGGCGCUCCCCCCAAGGGAGGGCCGGGGGGCUGCUGCUGAUCGACGCCACGCGCGUCGCCAUCCGGACCCGCUACGUCCCCCCGGGCCGCCCCGAGCGCGCGCCCCACGCGGACCCCCCCGCCGCCCCCGCCGCCCCCCCGCCCGCCGGGCUGCAGGCGCGCGCCCCCCGCCUCCCCCCGGGGCCCCCCUGGAGCGCGCUGCGCCGCACGCCCUCGGGGCCGGCCCGCCCCGGGCGCAGGGCGGAGGGCGCGGCGGGCGGGCAGGCCCCUGGGCUCGCGGGGCCGGAGCGGGGCCCUUCCCGCCCCCCCGCCGCCCCGGCCCCCGAGAGCCGCCUCGAGGGGCCUCCGCGCCCGCAGCUGGCUCGCCCGACGGCGGGGCGCAGGGGCGAUGGCUGCGGGGCCCGGCCCGACGCGGCGCCCUGCGGGGACCCGCCACACGGAGCCUACGCGCUGCAGCUGAGGGAAGCCGUGCGCAGGAUCCGCCGCCACACAGCGCCGGACUCGGACACCGACGAGGAGCUGGAGAAGGAGCGACGGCCGGCCGGCAGCCCUUUCCCGGGGAGGGCAGGGCGCCUCGCUGGCAGCAGCAGCAGCAGCAGCAGCAGCGUGGAGAGCGUCGGUUCUCAUGCCACUGUGGUGCCCGCAGAUGCCAGCUCCGCCACCCUGAGCAAUGGCCCUGAGCGGGGCUGGCAGCUAAGCCAAGCAGCGCCGUGGCAAUGA
Molecule: messenger RNA, 1701 nt
Organism: Euleptes europaea (tarantolino)
Lineage: Eukaryota; Metazoa; Chordata; Lepidosauria; Squamata; Sphaerodactylidae
Gene: DDN
Product: dendrin
Exons: 2
Coding region: 1-1701 (566 amino acids)
Source: RefSeq, a predicted model, not a curated record